Messenger RNA from Beta vulgaris subsp. vulgaris (sugar beet), 2028 nucleotides. RefSeq names its product citrate synthase, mitochondrial-like. Bases 191 to 1609 code for a protein of 472 amino acids. Lineage: Eukaryota; Viridiplantae; Streptophyta; Magnoliopsida; Caryophyllales; Amaranthaceae. The transcript is spliced from 20 exons. Gene Ontology annotation, cellular component: mitochondrial matrix. Gene Ontology annotation, biological process: carbohydrate metabolic process; citrate metabolic process; tricarboxylic acid cycle. The record is from RefSeq and is a predicted model, not a curated record.
UAACCCGUUAUUAACAUGAAUACUUUAUAAGUACUUAGUUUAUACUAUUCAAGAAAUGAAUUGAUGACUGAAGAAUGAAGAAUUUUAUUUAGCCACCAAAAAAAAACUAACACUUUUCUCUCCGAACGAUUCACUCGCCAAUUAUAAAGUUGCCUCUUUGUUCUCUGCUUCGUUCUACGAAAGGUUGAUCAUGUCGUUUUUCAGAGGUCUUUCAACUCUCUCAAAGCUUCGUUCUCGAGCUGGUCAGCAAUCAUGUUUAAGCGGUUCUGUAAGAUGGAUUCAGAUGCAAAGUUCUUCUAACCUUGAUCUUCGUUCGGAGCUACAAGAACUGAUUCCUGAACAACAGGAACGACUGAAGAAAAUAAAGAAAGAAUAUGGAAAGGUUCAGCUGGGAAACAUCACUGUUGACAUGGUAUUGGGCGGAAUGAGAGGAAUGACUGGUUUACUUUGGGAAACAUCCUUACUUGACCCAGACGAGGGUAUUCGGUUUAGGGGCUUGUCUAUACCUGAGUGUCAGAAAGUUUUACCAGCUGCAAUUCCUGGUGGAGAGCCAUUGCCUGAAGGUCUUCUUUGGCUUCUUUUAACCGGAAAGGUUCCGAGCAAAGAACAAGUAGAUGCUUUAUCAGCGGAACUGCGACAACGUGCUUCAAUCCCAGAACACGUGUACAAGACAAUUGAUGCGCUACCAGUUACUGCCCAUCCAAUGACUCAGUUUUGCACUGGUGUUAUGGCCCUUCAGGUUCAAAGCGAAUUCCAGAAGGCUUAUGAGAAAGGGAUCCAUAAAUCAAAGUAUUGGGAGGCAACAUACGAAGACUGCCUUAGUUUGAUUGCUCAAGUUCCUGUUGUGGCAGCUUAUGUUUAUCGAGGUCUGAUGUUUAAGAAUGGACAAAUCAUACCACUAGAUGACUCCCUUGAUUAUGGUGGAAAUUUCGCACAGAUGUUGGGAUUUGAUAGCCCUGAGAUGCUUGAGCUGAUGCGGCUUUAUGUCACAAUUCACACUGAUCAUGAGGGUGGAAAUGUUAGCGCACACACUGGCCAUCUGGUGGGUAGUGCACUUUCAGAUCCUUAUCUUUCAUUUGCAGCUGCAUUAAAUGGAUUGGCUGGCCCGCUCCAUGGAUUAGCCAACCAGGAAGUGCUGCUGUGGAUUAAAUCUGUUGUUGAUGAAUGUGGAGAGAAUAUCUCAACUGAACAGUUGAAAGAUUAUGUUUGGAAGACGUUAAACAGUGGCAAGGUUGUACCUGGAUUUGGUCAUGGAGUUCUACGAAAGACGGAUCCUAGAUACAGCUGCCAGAGAGAAUUCGCGUUGAAGCACUUACCCAAUGACCCACUUUUCCAAAUGGUGUCAAAGCUGUACGAAGUGGUGCCUCCUAUUCUUACAGAGCUUGGAAAGGUAAAGAAUCCCUGGCCGAAUGUUGACGCUCAUAGUGGAGUUCUGCUGAACUACUAUGGUUUAACAGAAGCAAGGUUCUAUACAGUUCUGUUUGGGGUAUCCAGGAGUCUUGGGAUUUGCUCACAGCUCAUAUGGGAUCGAGCUCUUGGCUUGCCACUGGAGAGGCCAAAGAGUGUAACGAUGGAAUGGCUCGAAAAGUUUUGCAAGAAAGGAGCAUAAAAACUGAUGGCAUAUCAACUUUUUACUGUUCUUGGCGAAUAGUAUACAAUAACCUAGAUUCGUGAUACAAGUAUCCUUUUGGAAAUGAAAGGAUAGUGAGGAAUUUAGGCCUCGUUUGGUUCACAUGGGAAGUAAUUUCCCAUGGGAAUUUACAUUUCAUGGGAAAUUCUUUCCCAUGUUAAUUUCCUAGGAAUUAGACAAAAUUGUUUGGUUGCCACCAUAGGAAAUUGCAUUUCCUAGGAAAUUACUCACCAGGGGGGGCUUGGUGAGUGAUUUCCCAUGUUUCAUGGGAAAUUCUAUUUCCCUUGGAAUUUGUAUUUCCUAUGUUUCUCUCAUUUCCCUCCAACCAAACACAACACCCAUAAUGUAUUUCCUAGGAAUUUGUAUUUCCAAGGGAAAUAGCUUCCAACCAAACAACA